UGGCAUGCGCACGAGCACGCAUAUAACCAGGAAGACUUGCCGGGCUCACGGAGAGAACGCGAUAAACGCCAUGGGCAUAGAUUUGAUCGGUACUCUGGACCUGAUAAGAGUAACUAAACUAAACAACUUUCAGUACCUGUGAGUCUUCAAUCCCAGAGGUGUCCCAAGAGACGUCUGGUCUUCCACUUGGUAUCGCCGUGCAAAAAUCCAACUUCUUUUUGUGUCCCUUGAACUAAGCUCAUUGUAUUAGCAUGAUGAGUGACCCAGAAUGCAAAGAAACGGAUGCUCCUAGCAGCCUGUCUAAUAGAGAUGCAAUUGAACUUCCUGAUGAUCUCUCUCUGAGUGACUCUGACUCUGAUGACCCCAUUGAGCAUUUUGGCAGAAAGAUUGAGGAAUUGUCAUCAUCCUCGGAGGAUGACGAAGGAGAUGCUCAGCAAGGCCAGCAUGUUCCUCAAGAAAAUCCCACCUUCAGGCUGGCAGGUGGGAGCUCUGGGUUUUUUGAUCGAAGCAAGGACAUCUUUGCACAGUUGGACAGUGCUGCUAAGCUCACAUCUAAACAGCUAGGUGAAGACAACAUUCUUGAUGGCACGUUUGCUCGUCCUGCUCCACCGUCACCUCCACACACAACUAAAAGGAAGUGUGAUGCUGGUCCUGAAACAACCAGGAAUGAACCUUCAAGUAAAAAACUCCCAGAUUACCUCGCACACCCCGAACGCUGGACUCGCUACAGUCUUGAGGAUACUUCUGAAACCAGUGAUAAACAAAAUAGCCAGGUUGCCCUUCAGUACAUACAAGGGCUACAAGAUAGAAAGAGGUCUGAGGAUGCUGUGCCGGAGACCUUCAGGCCAGCUUUCAACCAGGAUCAUAGCAGCAGCUGUGAUAAUAAACUUGUAUUCAAUAAACCCAAGAGCAAAGAUCAAAGUAAGAACAAACCUGCCUUUGUUAGGAAGGAAGAAGUUGGACUUCAGCACUUGGAUGAUAGACAGGAGAUUGAAGAAGACGAGUCUGCUCCUCUUCAUCUUAGUUCAUGGGAGAAUGAAGAGAAAAGAAGGAAGCUGAUGACGGAGGAAAAGGAUGACACAAAGAUGACAAGCGUUGUCUUCAACAAUAGCAAGAGAGUAAGCCGCAAGCGCUUCCGCAAAACACUUGGUGAGGAUGAGCAAAGCACGGAGUGAACACUUUGGACAAUCCUUAAAUUGUUUUGAUGGUUAUGUAUUUGCAGCCUACCAUCUUGUAUAACGUGACCAUCUUUAUUGUGGUUUUGACAACUUUAAGUUAAUGAUUUAAUAAAAUAGAUCAAGCAUUUUAGUCUAUUAGUCUAUGUUAUGCUAUGUAAGUGUUUGCAGUCAUAAAAUACAAUAUACAUCCAAAUAAAGUCAAGACAAAUUACA
Messenger RNA from Misgurnus anguillicaudatus (oriental weatherfish), 1391 nucleotides. RefSeq names its product tumor suppressing subtransferable candidate 4 (gene tssc4). The record is from RefSeq and is a predicted model, not a curated record. Lineage: Eukaryota; Metazoa; Chordata; Actinopteri; Cypriniformes; Cobitidae.